UGGGAGAACAGAGAAACAGAACAACCAAUGAAAGAGCGGUCGGAUUGACCUUCGCUUCAAAAACAUGUUUAGUUUGGAUCAGAAAAGUUAGAAAUCAGUCGAAACCAAAAUGACAGCCGAAAAGCCGAUUCGCGACCGAAUUGCAGAUCUGCUAUCAAGCGAUCCUUAUCUGCAUUUACACGAAAAGGAGAUCCGCCGCCGAUUCGUGGCCAUCAAUGAGUUGGUCGCAGAGAUCGAGUCCACCGAAGGUUUGGACGCUUUUUCGCAGUCUUAUCUGCGUUUCGGAGUUCACGUCCAAUCAGACAAUUCGAUUCGUGUGUUGGAAUGGUGUCCCAAUGCCGAAGCACUGUUUCUUCGGGGAGAUUUCAAUCAGUGGUCAAAGACGGCGCAUGCGUUCACAAAACGAGAUUUCGGCAAAUGGGAACUCGAGUUGCGGCCGAAGACCGACGGAAGUCCGGCCAUAGAGCACGGGUCGCGUCUGAAGUUGGUUGUGGUGACUCGAGAUGGUCAGAUGGUGGACCGUUUGUCUCCGUGGGCGACAUAUGUUGUUCAGCCGUCGAAAGAGGAACAGAAGACUUUUGGCGCGCUUUUCGAACACGUAUUUUGGAAUCCUUUGGAAAAACACGAAUUCAAACACCCGAAGCCUCAAACACCGCCUUCUCUUCGCAUAUAUGAGGCUCACAUUGGAAUCGCUUCCAACGAAUACAAAGUCGCGUCUUAUCGCGAGUUCGCCGACAAUGUCGUUCCGCGAGUGGCCAAACAGGGAUACAACGCCUUGCAAUUGAUGGCAGUCAUGGARCAUGCGUAUUACGCGUCWUUCGGGUAUCAAGUGACGUCAUUCUUCGCCGCCUCUUCACGCUAUGGAACGCCCGAAGACCUCAAGUAUUUGGUGGACACUGCGCACGGGGCGGGGAUCUACGUGUUGUUGGACGUGGUUCACUCGCACGCUUCGAAGAACGUUUUGGACGGAUUGAAUCGAUUCGACGGAACGGACGGCGCCUUCUUUCACGCGAAUGGACGCGGAUUUCACGACUUAUGGGAUUCGCGACUCUUUGAUUACACGCAAUGGGAAGUCUUGAGAUUUUUGGUUUCCAACUCUCGCUUUUGGCUCAAAGAGUAUCGAUUCGAUGGAUUCCGAUUCGACGGCGUGACGUCAAUGCUCUAUCACUCUCACGGCAUUUCUGACGCCUUUUCCGGCGAUUAUAACGAAUACUUCGGUCUCAACACCGAUACCGACGCUUUCCGCUAUUUGCAACUUGCCAAUCACGUGAUCCAUCGCUUCCACCCGAACGCCACGACAAUCGCCGAAGACGUGUCGGGAAUGCCAGCCCUUUGUCGUCCUGUCGAGGAAGGCGGGGGCGGAUUCGAUUUGCGACUGGGAAUGGCCAUUCCCGACAUGUGGAUCAAACUGCUGAAACACGAGAAAGACGAAGACUGGAAUAUCGGGAAUCUGAUCCACACUUUGACGAACCGUCGUUGGCAGGAACGGACAGUCGCGUAUGCGGAGAGUCAUGACCAAGCUCUGGUCGGCGAUAAGACUCUUGCGUUUUGGUUAAUGGAUAAAGAAAUGUAUGAUUUUAUGUCAAACAUGUCUCCUUUGACUCCAAUUAUAGACCGAGGAUUAGCUCUUCAUAAAAUCAUUCGAUUAUUAACCCAUGCUUUGGGAGGAGAGGCGUGGCUUAACUUUAUCGGCAAUGAAUUCGGACAUCCCGAAUGGUUGGAUUUCCCGAGACAAGGAAACAACGACUCCUAUCAUCACGCCCGCAGACAAUGGCCUCUUGUCGAUGACCAACUUCUUAGAUACAAAUUCCUCAACGCUUUUGAUGCAGAAAUGAAUCUCUUGGAGAAUCGCUUCCAUUGGCUGUCGUCUGGACCUGCGUGGGUGUCCACUAAACACGAAUCAGAUAAAGUGAUAGUUUUCGAACGUGGAGGACUUGUCUUUGCCUUUAAUGUGAAUCCGAAUCAGUCUUUUGCCGAUUACCGAAUCGGAGUCCAGACUGCGGGUGUUUACCGCGUUGUUCUCGAUUCAGACGACGCUUUAUUCGGCGGACAUUCGCGAAUAGAACACAAGACGCGAUUCUUUACGUCUGAAGAAGGAUGGAACGGAAGACGACAUUCUCUACUCAUUUAUUUGCCGAAUCGCGUGGCUUUGGUUUUGGCGCGAGAAUCAGAUUUAGAAAUUGUUUGAAUAAAUUCUAGUUUUUAUUAGUU
Oppia nitens is the source of this 2211-nucleotide messenger RNA. It is a transcript of the gene AGBE, whose product is annotated as 1,4-alpha-glucan-branching enzyme-like. NCBI's taxonomy places the organism in Eukaryota, Metazoa, Arthropoda, Arachnida, Sarcoptiformes, Oppiidae. Gene Ontology annotation, biological process: glycogen biosynthetic process. Gene Ontology annotation, molecular function: 1,4-alpha-glucan branching enzyme activity; hydrolase activity, hydrolyzing O-glycosyl compounds; cation binding. The transcript has a single exon. Bases 110 to 2188 code for a protein of 692 amino acids. Gene Ontology annotation, cellular component: cytoplasm. The record is from RefSeq and is a predicted model, not a curated record.